Messenger RNA from Oncorhynchus masou masou (cherry salmon), 1014 nucleotides. RefSeq names its product aquaporin 8b (gene aqp8b). Gene Ontology annotation, molecular function: water channel activity. NCBI's taxonomy places the organism in Eukaryota, Metazoa, Chordata, Actinopteri, Salmoniformes, Salmonidae. The record is from RefSeq and is a predicted model, not a curated record. Gene Ontology annotation, cellular component: plasma membrane. Gene Ontology annotation, biological process: water transport; transmembrane transport. The coding region runs from base 119 to 898 and encodes 259 amino acids. The transcript is spliced from 5 exons.
CAGUGCUGCACUGUAUCUCUAUAUACAAAGACUCCUCUCUCUCAUCUAUUUUCCCUCCAAACUCCUCCAUUCUCUCUCUCCUCUAUUCUCACUCUAUCUCUCCAAACUCCUUUCCACUAUGACAGAAGGGACAAUGGAACUGGGUGACAUGGGGACAUCCCUGAUGGCAUCAGACUCUAAGAAAGCACCGGUCCAGCCUCCCAACAAGUUUGAGCGCCUGGUCCAGCCGUGUCUGGCUGAGCUGGUGGGGACCAUGUUCUUUGUGUUCAUCGGCUGUGUGUCGGUCAUAGAGAACGUGGAGGCAGCAGGGCGGCUGCAGCCAGCUCUGGUCCAUGGUCUGGCUGUGGCAGUCAUGGUGGCGUGCAUGGCAGAGAUCAGCGGCUCCCAUUUUAACCCACCGUUUACCAUUGCUAUCUACCUGUGUGGAGGCAUGAAGCUGAAUAUGGUGGGGCCCUACCUCAUCAGUCAGCUCAUAGGGGGUGUGCUAGGUGCUUCCAUGUCAAAGCUGAUGACCACAACAGAGAACUACUCCAAGGCCCAGGGGGCAGCGUUUGCCCUGCUGCAAUCACAAGAUCAGCUGUGGGGGGCUCUGUUUGGGGAGAUAGCCAUGACCUGCCUGGUCACCAUGGUGGUGCUGCUGGGGGCGGUCAACGCCAAGAGUAGCAGCCCCAUGGUUCCCUUCAUGGUGGGCUGUACUGUCAUCAUCAACAUCCUGGCUGGUGGAGAUGUGUCUGGAACCUGUCUAAACCCGGCCAGAGCCCUGGGUCCUGCUAUAGUGGCCAACUACUGGACCUACCACUGGGUUUACUGGGUAGGACCCAUCACUGGUGGACUGGUGGCUGCUGCACUGGUUAGACUACUGCUUGGAGACCGGAAGACACGUAUUCUCAUGAAGUAAUACCACAUAUCGAGUUGACAGGUCUGAGAUUACCAUUGUUGUUACAUACAGUACCAGUCAAAAGUUUGGACACAGCUACUCACUCAAGGGUUUGUCUUUAUUUUUACUAUUUUCUA